UCGAGUUGUAGAGAAAUAUUUUGUUGUUGCUGAUUGCAUAUUUUCUUUUAAUUUUCUAUCGAGUUAAUGUUUACUCAGGUUUUUCUUCGUCGAGCUCCAACAAUUCUACGAGGAUAUUCGAUCAGGCAUGGAUCAAAGCGUUCAUUACCAGUGAUCGAUAAUUGCACGACAAAGCGAUUCGUACAGAAGGAAAUAAGCUCCAGGUAUCUUACGUUCUACACCAAAAUGGAAAGUCGGCAGUUCUCCAGCCAAGCACCGUUGGCAAACGUGUCAACGGAAACAGCGCCAGACACGUCCUUCGAGCGAAUCAACACAAUCAUCAAAUCCGUUCAGGAUAAUCGCGACUAUCGUGGUUUACGAUUACCGAAUGGAUUGAAAGUGGUUCUAGUUUCCGAUCCAACCACUGACCGCUCGGCAGCGGCACUUUCUGUCGCGGUUGGACAUCUAAGCGACCCACAGGAAAUACCGGGACUAGCGCAUCUGUGCGAACAUAUGUUGUUCCUUGGGACCGAAAAGUACCCGAAAGAAGACGCAUAUUCCGCCUUUCUAAAGGAACACGGAGGAAGUUCGAAUGCCGCGACCUGCUCCGACAUUACAAAGUAUUUCUUCGAUGUCGUCCCGGAACACCUGGAAGAGGCACUCGAUCGAUUCGCCCAGUUCUUCAUCGCUCCUCUGUUCAACGAGUGUGCUACAGAUCGUGAGAUUAAAGCAGUUAAUUCGGAACACUUGAAGAAUGUGUCCCAGGACUUGUGGCGAAUUAAGCAAGUGCAGAAGUCCCUCUGCAACACCACGCAUCCGUACAAUCGCUUCGGGUCGGGAAAUGUGCAGACCCUUUGCGAUGAUCCUCGAAAGAACGGUAUCAACGUGCGGGACGAGCUGAUGAAAUUUCACAACAAGUGGUACUCAUCGAAUCUGAUGAGUUUGGCCGUUUUCGGAAAAGAAAGCUUAGAUGAGCUGGAAGCGAUGGUGAUAAAACUGUUCUCACAGAUUAAGAACAAACAAGAGACGGCUCCUACCUGGCCGGAGAUGCCGUAUGCGGACGAUCAAUUGGCUACGAAAAUCUACAUUAUUCCCGUCAAAGACACUCGCUCGCUGGCUAUCUACUUCCAGAUGGAGGAUCUGGAAAAGUACUACAAGUCCGGUCCGGAGCACUACGUAAGCCACCUCAUAGGGCACGAAGGCAAAGGCAGCAUUCUGUCCGAGCUGAGGGCUCGUGGCUGGUGUAACAAGCUGAUCAGCGGAUAUAGUAGCUUAGGCCGAGGGUUCGGCUGCCUGGAAGUGAUGGUCGAUCUGACUGAGGACGGCUUCGAGCACGUGGAUGGCGUGGUUAAAACCAUCUUUCAAUACAUCAAUCUGCUGCGCUCGAAGGGACCGCAAAAGUGGAUUUUUGAAGAGUAUUGUAAACUGUGUGAGAUGCUGUUCCGGUUCAAGGAUAAGGAAAAUCCAAUCAAACUGGUGUGUAACAUCGUGGCAUCAAUGCAGACAGUACCGCUUGAAGAUGUACUCGUAGCUCACUUCUUGAUCAGCGAAUGGCGACCGGAUCUCGUGGAGAACAUUAUGCAGAAGCUAACUCCUGAAAGGGCUCGGUACACAAUCGUUGGACAGAAAUGUAGCGACCUUGCCACAGAGCAUGAGUAUUGGUAUGGCACAAAAUAUGGCACGCGGAAGGUAGACAAAACAACGCUUGAGUAUUGGUCAGCGCCGGAUUUGAAUGACAAUCUGCAUCUUCCCGAGCCGAAUCCGUUCAUAGCGACCGAUUUCGAUUUGUUGCCACUGGACACGUCUAUGGAGAACUAUCCCGUAAUCAUUCACGACACUCCAAUCAUCCGUUCGUGGUUUAAGCAAGAUGUGGAAUUUCUCAAACCGAAAGCACUGAUGAACCUCGAUUUCAAUAGCCCGAUCGUCUAUUCGGAUCCAUUAAACUGUAAUUUGACUCAUCUGUACGUGCAGCUUUUGAAGGAUCAUCUCAAUGAGUACCUUUUCGAAGCCGAUCUGGCAGGACUAAGCUUCGGUGUGAGCAACACAACCUCCGGAUUAAGUCUCUCAAUCGGAGGAUACAGCCACAAGCAGCAAAUUCUGCUGAAGAAGGUAUUGGACAGUUUAUUUGAUUUUGAGGUCGAUAUCCGUCGGUUCCAAAUCCUCAAGGAACAUUACGUACGUGGAUUGAAAAAUUACGGCAUGGAGCAACCGUACCAACAUGCCGUGUACUACCUGGCGCUAUUGCUUACGGAGCAGGCAUGGACUAAACAGGAACUGUUGGAUGCUACCAAAUUAAUGACAGUGGAACGUUUGCAAUCAUUUAUCAAGCAGCUGCUAUCGCAAAUGCACGUAGAAUGUUUUAUCUAUGGAAACGUGAAUCGGGAAAGAGCCAUGGAAGUUACACGAAUUGUGGAGGAGAAAAUGAUACAAACUGACGCCAAAAUAGUCCCACUUUUGGCAAGACAGCUGUGUCAGCGGAGAGAACAUAAUCUGCGAAACGGAGAAAGCUGCCUAUUUGAGGGUACAAACGAGUAUCAUAAAUGCUCUUGCACCCAACUGUACAUGCAGUGCGGACAGCAAGAAACGCACUCCAUAUACGUCGACAUUCUGUCCCAGCUGCUCAGUGAAGCGUGUUACACGCAGCUACGCACAAAGGAACAGCUGGGAUACAUCGUGCUAUGCGGAACACGGAAGGCAAACGGAGUCUGUGGACUUCGUAUCAUUGUACAGUCGGAACGGCAUCCGGCGUAUGUUGAAACGCGGAUUGAAAAUUUUCUCAACAACAUGGUGAAUUACUUGGAAAACAUGACGGAAAGCGAAUUCAAUCGACAUAAGGAGGUGUUGACCCAACUUCUCCUCGAAAAGCCAAAGCGAAUGGUUACACAGUUUAACAUAUUUUUACAUGAAAUUUCCCUCCGGCAAUACCACUUCAAUCGGGCACAGGUUGAGGCAGCAAAGCUACAAACAAUGACCAAACAACAAGUGAUUGACUAUUACAAGGAAUACAUUCUACUGGGCGGUACCGCAAGAAGCACGCUAUCUGUCCAUGUUCUCUCAACGGCAGACGGAGGUGCUGGAUUGGGCAAAACGCCAGAGGAUGAAGAACCGUUGGGUGAAUCCGUUGUGGAUGACAAGCAAAGCGUGCUCCCAACGACGAAGGAAUUCGUGAGGGUAACUGAUCUGGCAGUCUUCAAAGCGUCACGAUCGCUGUAUCCGUUGGUUCAACCAUACAUCGACAUCCUGCCCAAAGGAGGACGCUGCAAACUGUAAACCAAUCAUUGUGUACCGCACUAUGUGGACAAAUCAAUGCGUUAGUAGGGCAACUCAUGAGCCAAAGGCAUGGCCACAAUCUAACCUUCAACAGUAAUUUCCGCCUGCUGGUGUACUUAAAGACUCGACGGAGGGUGGCAGGUUAAAAAAGAUAGUUUUCGAUAAAGUACAUCUGGUGUUUCGUGUUACCCACAAAAUAAACUGUUUUCUCAAUUGA
Anopheles aquasalis is the source of this 3466-nucleotide messenger RNA. It is a transcript of the gene Ide, whose product is annotated as Insulin degrading metalloproteinase. Gene Ontology annotation, biological process: peptide catabolic process. The record is from RefSeq and is a predicted model, not a curated record. NCBI's taxonomy places the organism in Eukaryota, Metazoa, Arthropoda, Insecta, Diptera, Culicidae. Gene Ontology annotation, cellular component: mitochondrion; cytosol. Gene Ontology annotation, molecular function: metal ion binding; metalloendopeptidase activity.